UACCUGCCACAGGAUCAGGUCUCUACCCUAGCCAGCUUGAUUUCGGAUGAACACUCCGAGUUCUACACUGCCCAAUCAGGCAUCGCGUUUGAGCUCGCUGCAUGUGUCGAUCCCGCUUUGGCUAUCACCUCCAUAUCCGGCCCCAAAGGAAGCAACUCUUCGAGUGACUCGAACUCGUCUCGUGUCAGACGCGAUGCCAUCAUCGGCGUCUGCAGCUCGCUUGGUGGAAUCGCACUCAUCGUCCUUGCCUACAUCGCCUACCGCGCUGUCAAGCGUCGCCGCGAGCUCGCACACAGACGGCUUUCAGACCCAGGCGACCUCGCUGGAGCUCGUCCCGAUGGACAGGCGUUCGAUCAAGACAGUAUCGGUGGCCAACGCAGGCGUAGCUUCUAUUAUGCUGAAGACAACAUCCGAGGUCAACAGGGUGUUCGUGCCGACGAAGAACAAUACGAUCAGUACAGCCAGGCUAUGCGCGAGCGACGGAACAUUACACCGGGUGCAAUCUCUGCGCCUAUUCUGCAGCAGAGCAGUAUGAAUUGGUAG
This is a messenger RNA of Coniophora puteana RWD-64-598 SS2, 543 nucleotides long. RefSeq lists its product as uncharacterized. The transcript has a single exon. Lineage: Eukaryota; Fungi; Basidiomycota; Agaricomycetes; Boletales; Coniophoraceae. Gene Ontology annotation, cellular component: cell surface; site of polarized growth; plasma membrane. Gene Ontology annotation, biological process: osmosensory signaling pathway via Sho1 osmosensor; establishment of cell polarity; fungal-type cell wall organization. The record is from RefSeq and is a predicted model, not a curated record. The annotation marks the transcript as partial. Gene Ontology annotation, molecular function: osmosensor activity.